Messenger RNA from Python bivittatus (Burmese python), 793 nucleotides. Lineage: Eukaryota; Metazoa; Chordata; Lepidosauria; Squamata; Pythonidae. The record is from RefSeq and is a predicted model, not a curated record.
AUGCAGCCAGCAAUGAUGAUGUUCUCCAGCAAAUACUGGGCACGACGGGGCCUUUCACUGGACUCAGCUGUGCCCCAAGAAUACCCAUCACCCAGGAAUGUAACUCUAAACAGAACAAAUUCUGGUAGAAGUGAUGAUAAAAAAGCUAAGAAUGACUCAACAUCAGAAGGUGGCAAGACUGCUGUGGUGUUUUCUUUAAAAAAUGAAGUUGGUGGCUUGGUAAAAGCUCUCAGACUUUUCCAGGAGAAGCAUGUGAGUAUGGUUCAUAUUGAAUCCAGAAAAUCCAAGCGAAGGAGUUCAGAGGUAGAAAUUUUUGUGGAUUGUGACUGUACCAGGAAAGAAUUCAAUGAGCUCAUUCAGCUAUUAAAGUAUGAAACAAACAUUGUGACUCUGAAUCCUCCAGAAAACAUCUGGACUGAUGAGGAAGAACUGGACUGUGUGCCUUGGUUUCCCCGGAAGAUUGCUGAAUUAGAUAAAUGUUCCCAGAGAGUUCUCAUGUAUGGCUCCGAACUGGAUGCAGAUCACCCUGGAUUUAAAGACAAUGUCUACCGACAGAGAAGAAAAUAUUUUGUAGAUGUUGCCAUGAGUUAUAAAUAUGGCCAGCCAAUUCCUAGAGUAGACUAUACACCUGAAGAAAUAAAAACUUGGGGCGUGGUGUUCAGAGAGCUUUCAAAACUGUAUCCUACUCAUGCUUGUCGAGAAUAUUUGAAAAAUUUCCCAUUGCUGACAAAAUACUGUGGCUACAGAGAUGAUAAUGUCCCACAGUUGGAGGAUGUCGCUAUGUUUCUCAAAG